AUGGCAUUGGACUUCGCUGCUGGAUGUAUAGGAGGUGCUGCAGGUGUGUUGGUUGGACAUCCCUUUGACACUGUAAAGGUGCGACUUCAGGUUCAAAAUGUGGACAAACCUCUGUACCGUGGGACAAUACACUGCUUCCAGUCAAUCAUCCGGCAGGAGUCGAUGCUUGGUCUGUACAAAGGCAUCGGCUCUCCAAUGAUGGGCCUGACCUUCAUCAACGCCAUCGUUUUUGGGGUCCAAGGCAACGCUAUGAGGCAUCUCGGCCGCGACACGCCACUCAACCAGUUUCUGGCCGGAGCCUCUGCCGGAGCCAUCCAGUGUGUCAUUUGCUGCCCGAUGGAGCUGGCCAAGACGCGCAUGCAGAUGCAAGGAACCGGAGAGAAGAAGUCCAAGAGGAAGGUGUACAAGAACUCCCUGGACUGCCUGGUGAGAAUCUACAGGAAGGAGGGCUUCAGAGGGAUCAACCGCGGCAUGGUGACCACGCUGGUGCGCGAGACGCCCGGCUUUGGCGUGUACUUCCUGGCAUACGACACGCUGACGCGAUCACUGGGCUGUGAGCCAGAAGACCCCUACAUGAUCCCAAAGCUGCUGUUUGCCGGGGGAAUGUCAGGGAUCGCCUCCUGGCUCUCCACUUAUCCGGUGGAUGUAAUCAAGUCCCGUCUGCAGGCGGACGGCGUGGGCGGCGUGAACAAGUACAACAGCAUCAUGGACUGUGUCAGACAGAGUUUGAAGAAGGAGGGCUGGAGAGUUUUCACCCGCGGACUCACAUCCACUUUGCUCCGAGCUUUCCCGGUCAAUGCCACCACAUUUGCCACAGUGACUUUGUUUUUGAUGUACAUGCGAGAGGGAGAAGAAUGCAGCAUUCAGAACUCUGAGUCGCAGUCGGUACAGCUGCAGCCGCUGCAGCAACAGACGCAACCGAGCAUGUGA
Molecule: messenger RNA, 930 nt
Organism: Menidia menidia (Atlantic silverside)
Lineage: Eukaryota; Metazoa; Chordata; Actinopteri; Atheriniformes; Atherinopsidae
Source: the annotation of a GenBank genome assembly